UGGUCUUUCUGAAACAGACCGGCGAAGUACGCUUGGCGGAUGUUCAAGCGGAUGUUAUGAGUUCCUGCAACAGGAUUUCCAAAAACGUCCACCAUCAGAUUUACAGAUGUUGACUGUUUGCCCACUGUGUCCACGUGUGACGUAUCACUGAUGUUUCCAAGGAAGAUGGCAGUUCGAACAAUUUCAGAACUUCUGUAUCAAGGGAUAUUACGGGUUUGGAACUAUUUGAGCAGUUCAGUGUUGAUUAUCAUUGUUGUUUUUCAUAUUUAUCUCACAUUUAUCACCACCGAACCGGAACCGAACCAUUGGUAGGUUUGGAACUAUUUGAAUAUCAUGCAGUUAAUUAGCCAUUAGUAUAAUUAUGUUCAUUAUCCUAAUUGUUAAUGGUAAUUAUAAAACAACAUUUCCAUUUCGUACAUCAUUUUUACAGUAAUUGCAACCAUUACGUAAAUGUUGUCCAACUAGUUUAACACAACCUUGAUACAGUUGCCUUGUAGUAUUGUUAGAUAGUGUCUCCACAGUUGUUGGAUUCGAUGGUAAUACACUAGAAAUAGCAUCUGAUUCUGUUGUGUGACUGAAUUGUCUGCGGGCGCUCUGACCAUAGAUGAAGGAAGAGAAAGGGAUUGGAAACGCACGUCAUUUGACGUCACGUUUUACUAUGUUUUGUACGUUGUGUGGGCGAAACCCUUUGAAGUCUAGGUGCGUUACGCCUAGGCUGCUAAGCUAAGAAACUUAUUUUCGUCUGUAAUCACAGCUAGAUAUUGACUGAGAUGUGCUUCAUAAAGAAAAUACCAAGUACAAAGUUGUGCUACUCUUGGAAAGUUGUCUGAACAUGAAAUGUAUGUGCUGUGGGGUCAGUUUUCUUUAAAUUGCAUAUUAAUCGGCUACUCAAAGCUAUCUUGCCUAGCUUCUUUCAUGAAAUAGACUCUAUGUACACUACUUUAAUGUAUGGUCUUUCCCCUUUCUUGUUUGCUUUAGACCUCAUCAACUUCCUCCAGGCUGAGGGCACCCUGGAGGAAGUUUUGAAGGGAGGAGACGAAGUCAUACUCAGAAGCGCAGUGACAAACAUGACAAUGGGGGAAUUGAGAAGUGCAGAGGAGAAGAACAAGUUUCGGGUGGUGUCGGUGUGGGGGCACAAAACGGUAACAGCCCAUGGAGCUGCUAGGAUUGUGAUGCCUGCAAAGGUAUACGAGAUCAUCAUGGAGCAUUCACCACAAGGGGAGGAUACAAACUUGGUAAUUACCACUGCCUCUGGGGGGAAGGUUACACACAUGGCAGAAGAACUGACAAAGCUGGGGGACUCCUUUGGAAAGAAGUUUGCUAUUACACCCACCCUGAAUAGGAAGGCAAUAGCAACACAAGUGGGCAGAGUGUGCAGUGAAGUGGAAGAAAGGCAAUUAAGUGGCCAAAUUCAUGACACACUCAGUGGAUGUUGCCAGGGGAAGCUACCAACACCUGGCAACAACGGAGCAGGCAGUAUCGGUCUAUACCUCACUCUGAAAAGGAACCACCAACAAAAAAGAGGAGGUUUUUCACCGAAUCGGAGAACAGACUAAUAAGUGAUUACUUUCAACCAAGCAAAGAUAUGAAACCACCAAACUCGGACAGAGCAGGCGCUUUCCUGAGAGAACACCAGAAAGGGGGCAACUUCUCCGGAAGAAGCUUGCAGCAAAUUCAAGACAAAGUAAAGACUCUCAUUAGGCAGAUGAGAAAGUGAUCAUUGAACUAAAGUUAGCUUUUAGUGUGUACAUAGUUUUGUUUAUUAUUUAGUUAUAUAGCUUGUAUUGUUUUGUUUUGUUUAGUGUGUACAUUGUUUUGUUGUUAUCAGAAUGAGAACUUUGUCAACAAUAA
Messenger RNA from Halichondria panicea, 1851 nucleotides. RefSeq lists its product as uncharacterized. The transcript has 3 exons. The record is from RefSeq and is a predicted model, not a curated record. Bases 930 to 1556 code for a protein of 208 amino acids. NCBI's taxonomy places the organism in Eukaryota, Metazoa, Porifera, Demospongiae, Suberitida, Halichondriidae.